UUUAGCUGAAAACGACGGUCACACUGCCAUGCCGGCAGCAAAUUGACAAAUUGACAAUUACUUGAGGAAAAGCUUAAAACUCUCGAAGGAAAUGGAGCUGGAACUGGACGUGGUGGACUCGCUGCAGGCGCUGGCCUACGAAGGAGCCUGCCUGCAGCAGCAGAACCUGAGUCGCGCCCUGGACGCGGGAAUCGGAAGUCCUGAUCUGCGGGCGGUGGUCCAUUGGUUAGCCCACGAAUUGCACGUUCUGCGGAAAACCGAUGAACGUGUGAGCUCUAGCCAAAAGGACAACGACGAGUUCGCCUUCGAGUUGUCCCUGCUGCUCACGGAACUUGGCUGCCCCUACCGCCGGCUGGUGCAGGGCGCCAUCGAUCAGCGUUUCCAGGACCGGGACGCACUGGUCCAGCUGCUGGAGUACCUCACAUCCGAACUGAUGACCACCAAGAUGGUGCUGAAGGCCCAGCCCGUGGGUCCACCCUGCAAACGCUCGAAAACCGAUUCCAAUGUCCAACAGGCUGUGGAAAGCCUAGCCAAAGAUCUGCAAUUGGGCGAACUCCCGAAGAACAUCAAUACCAAGCUGCUCUUCGAGAAGAUUACGCCCCGUUUGGAGCAGUCCCUGAAGCAAGUCAAUCCUCAGGUGCUCAGUGAACCCCUGCUGAAGCUUAAGAAGCCUUUGACUGAUGGCCAGUGGCGCGUGUUGGAGUCCCUGCAUCGAGAUCUGGAGGCGGAGUACAAUCUACGUCGUCAGAUGAUGACCACGCGGCUGGAGGCCACUGUGCAGAGCUUUCAGUGGUCGGAGUCCAUGUGCCAGCGGUCCAAUGAGAUCAUGGACCGCUUUAACCGCAAGAUGCGGGAGGUGGAGCAGCUUAAGGUUGGCGGAGAGCAGACCGACAUGGUGGCUCUGCUGGCAGCUCGCUCGGAUCUCGCCAUCAUUGAGAAGACAAGCUCGGCGAAUGUGAGGAAGAACACGGCUUCCAAAAUCCAAAAGCAUGUGAUUGGACGGGUGCCCGAUCGCGGGGGCAGGGCCAAUGAGCAUGCUCCUCCGCCACCGGAGAUGCCCUCGUGGCAGCAGCAAAGGGCCAGUGGUCCCCCAGGAGGCGGACGUGGUGGAGGAGGUAAUUUUAGAGGAGGAAGGGGAGGCGGCGGCGGACAAGGAGGCGGCGGCGGCGGUGGAAGGGGAGGCGGAGGUGGACAAGGAGGCGGUGGCAACUGGCAGCAACCUCAACAGCAGCAGCAGCAGUAUCAAAAUCAAAGUCAAAACCAGCGCGAUCGCAGCCGCGAGAGAAAUGACCAGCAAUGGAUCAGCGGCAGUGGACGUGUUCAGGGAACUGGCUGGAAUCCGCAGGCCGGACGAGGAGGUGGAGGUGGAGGAGGAGGUGGACGUGGCGGUGGUGGAGGACGUGGAGGACAGCGUGGCGGCUACCGAUGAUCCUUGAUCCCGUAUAACUAUGAUUUUAAGGAAACGCAACAUAGAGCUACAACGACUGAUCCUCCUAUUAUCCAUUAACAUUACGUUCCUUAACCACACGCAUAACCCAGUUUAAUUUAUUGCGAAACCGAUUAAAUGUGUUUAUAAUUGCAAAUGGACAGGUAUUUAAAAAUAAACUAUAUAUGUCAUCUAUUUGCCAGCAAA
Drosophila suzukii is the source of this 1633-nucleotide messenger RNA. Its product is annotated as protein FAM98A. Gene Ontology annotation, cellular component: tRNA-splicing ligase complex. NCBI's taxonomy places the organism in Eukaryota, Metazoa, Arthropoda, Insecta, Diptera, Drosophilidae. The record is from RefSeq and is a predicted model, not a curated record.